Molecule: messenger RNA, 1821 nt
Organism: Manihot esculenta (cassava)
Lineage: Eukaryota; Viridiplantae; Streptophyta; Magnoliopsida; Malpighiales; Euphorbiaceae
Product: casein kinase II subunit alpha-2
Exons: 10
Coding region: 298-1302 (334 amino acids)
Biological process (GO): protein phosphorylation
Cellular component (GO): nucleus; protein kinase CK2 complex; cytosol
Molecular function (GO): protein serine/threonine kinase activity; ATP binding
Source: RefSeq, a predicted model, not a curated record
UGACUUCUUUUCGUGUUAGCGGCACGUGAAUAGAGAUGUGCAAAACUCAACAGCGCUUCAUUGCUUGCUGCUAGCGUGCAGUGCAGUGCAGUGCACCCUCAUUGCUCUGCGUGCGCCAGUUGCGCACCAGCCAAACCUGAGUACCUUCACCACCCAAGUUUUCCUUCUAAUCCAUUAACCAACCACGCUCCCACCAUCUUCUUCGACGACGCCGCACUUCACACUGAUAAGAUCAUCGUCACCAGUGAUCCUGUCAUCGAGAUCUCGGUUUCUAGUUUAGAUUGGGAUCGGUGAUCCAUGUCGAAAGCCCGAGUUUAUACCGAUGUUAACGUCCUGCGUCCCAAGGAGUACUGGGAUUACGAGUCUCUCACUGUUCAAUGGGGUGACCAAGAUGAUUAUGAGGUUGUCCGUAAAGUUGGAAGGGGAAAGUAUAGUGAGGUUUUUGAAGGCAUAAAUGUGAAUAGCAAUGAGCGGUGCAUAAUCAAGAUUCUCAAACCUGUUAAGAAGAAGAAGAUCAAGAGGGAAAUAAAAAUACUUCAGAAUCUAUGUGGUGGCCCAAAUAUAGUCAAGCUUCUUGACAUUGUUAGGGAUCAACACUCAAAAACUCCGAGCCUGAUAUUUGAAUUUGUCAACAGUACAGACUUCAAAGUUUUGUACCCCACACUCACUGAUUAUGACAUACGCUAUUACAUAUAUGAGCUUCUCAAGGCAUUAGACUACUGCCAUUCACAGGGAAUCAUGCACAGAGAUGUGAAACCUCACAAUGUUAUGAUUGAUCACGAGUUGCGAAAACUUCGCUUGAUAGAUUGGGGUCUUGCUGAAUUUUACCAUCCUGGCAAGGAAUAUAAUGUUCGGGUGGCAUCAAGAUACUUUAAGGGACCUGAGCUUCUAGUUGAUUUGCAAGACUAUGAUUAUUCUUUGGACUUGUGGAGCCUUGGUUGCAUGUUUGCAGGAAUGAUAUUUAGGAAAGAGCCAUUCUUUUAUGGCCAUGACAACCAUGAUCAACUUGUCAAAAUCGCGAAGGUACUUGGAACUGAUGAGUUAAAUGCAUACCUGAAUAAAUAUCACUUAGAGCUUGAUCCUCAGCUAGAUGCACUUGUUGGGAGGCACAGUAGGAAACCCUGGUCCAAAUUUAUUAAUGCAGACAAUCAGCAUCUAGUUUCUCCAGAGGCCAUUGAUUUUCUUGAUAAGCUCCUUAGGUAUGAUCAUCAGGACAGGCUAACUGCAAGAGAAGCAAUGGUAAUUCCUCUUGGGCACUGUGUGUUACCCUCUCUCCCUCUCUCUCUCUCUCUUUUUAAGUGAAUGGAUUGGUAGAUCAGGAACAACAAUUGGGUGUAGCACCCUCCCAUCCUUAAUGUUUAAUGGUCAGCAUGAUAGGAAAGGAAAGGUAAUCUUGCACACAAAAUGGCUUGACUUAACCCAGCCUGCCAUAGCAAGUAAAAUGCCUAGUGGACAUCAGGAAAUUUCCAGGGGGUUGCUCUAUAGGAUGUUGGAGGGAAUCAGCUAUUAAAUUAUAACUCUUUGCUCAUUGACCUUAUAAGUGAAUGUACUAUGCUCAUUUAUGUCUCAAAUGAUUUGAGUAAUUGGAGUAAUUACUUAACUCUGGUUGCAGUUCUCUGUUUUGCUUAGUCUUUAUAGUAAAGUGACCUUUCUGUUAUAUGACCUUCUCUUAUCUGCUUUUGGGACACUUGGCACAAUCUGAUCACAUUCCUUCUUGGCCACCAUUUCGUGGGUAACAAAGGCUUUCCAGUUUUUGGAUACACUGACAUAUUCUGGUGCUGUCCGUGGUGGUACAGGCACAUCCAUAUUUUUCACAAGUGA